Molecule: messenger RNA, 1233 nt
Organism: Guillardia theta CCMP2712
Lineage: Eukaryota; Cryptophyceae; Pyrenomonadales; Geminigeraceae
Exons: 1
Coding region: 1-1233 (410 amino acids)
Molecular function (GO): nucleic acid binding; metal ion binding
Source: RefSeq, a predicted model, not a curated record
AUGCACAAGAAAACCAGCAAGGUCGACAUCACUGACUGUGCUUCCAAGUUCGGCUCGGUGCUCUCGGUAAGGAUCUGGUAUGGGUUCGGAACAGCGAUAGUCGAGAUGGGGGCCGCGGUGGAAGCAAGGGCCAUGGUCGAAGCAAACAGGCGCGAUCCAGUGGUGAUCCGAGGGAAGAAUGUCGAGAUGAACUUCGGCUUUCCUGCAUCUGAGGAGCAGAAGUUCAAGGAGGAUCCUCGGAAUCCGGCCUAUGUCGAGAAAGAGGUCAGGAGGCUCCUGCACUUCCUGGUCGAUAGGGUGGAGCAGAAGGAACUGAAGCAUGCUUCGCACUUGCUGCGUGAGAGGCACAACGGGCUCAAAAGGUCCAUGGAUGAACAGCUCUCACGUUCUGGGAAGCUCUUUUCGGACAUGUGCUGGGAUUGGGUAGUGUCAGGAGGAUUCUGUAGUAGAGGAGAGUUUUGCAGCUUCAGACAUGAAAUGGUUCCUUUCUGUGAAGUCCCGUCCAGAUAUCGAUGGCUCACACGCAAGGACACUUUCUCGAGCUCGCGGGAGUCGGCCAUACACAAGACGGCUGUCAAUGAAAUCCUUGUCAGGCUGUCCAGAACAGUGCAAAACAAGAAGAUGCUGAUUCUGGAUGGUGCGUCCUGCAACUCAGUGAGAGCUCUCUCUAGCUCUGAUCAGAGAAGCUGCAAAGAAGAAAUUUUCGUGCCCAACAACUGCACAGAAACAUAUUUGAAGAUUUGUGGGUCCAAUCUUUGUACAGUGUUUCACGGGAGUGUGAGGGCAUUCGUAGACUCUGUUCCAUCCCUCAGAUUUGGACUUGUGUACCUGGAUUAUUGCUGCACCCUUGCUGCAGGCCGCAGACGUGUAGAGAAAAGCCCGAUCGCAGACUUGUUCACAAUGUUCAGCUACGGUCAAUUCGAUCCAUCAGGUUGCAUUCUGUGCGUUUGCUUGGCAGAUCCUGAGGACCGAGACAAGAAGUCAAGUCGUUCUGCACAGAAAUCAAGACAUCUGACAAAGCAACAGAAAGAGCAGCAGACAUCAGCGAGCUCCUCGGGGAGUUCGGAUGAUUCCAGCGACGACGACCGCUCAUCAGAUCAGGAUUGGGGUCAAGCACAAGGCACCUUGCAUUGGAGUGCCGAGAGGGUUGCCCUGUGGAGGGAUGGCCGUGCUUGCCACGAGGCAUCGGGGGAGAUACGCGAGCUCAAGGUGCAUGGCCUUGUGAGCAACUAG